AGUGUUUUUAAUCUGCAUAUAAAAAUAAGCAAACCUACACAGCUCGUUAAUGAACUGCCAGGAGGCAAUACUCGCGUAAAUGAAAAUAACCCAAUUCCUCUCCACUAAUCCCUCCGUUCUUUUUAUCUCAGGCUUCGGGAACGACGUUCAGACCAAUAUGGGAUACUGAGAUAGCAGGACACACACAUGAUGCAUCGCAGGCUCGGGAAGAACAAAAUAAACAGUACUUUAAAAAAAAAUCUAACUAUCUUCUAUAUUUGAUAGUGAAGUUUCGGAGAGAAAAUGGUUCAAGGUUUUAGUCUGUGUUUCUGCUUGGCAUUACUUUACCUCGGACGGUGUGUAUGCAGCACGUGUCCGUUUCAAUGUAGCUGUUUCUUUCACAAACUAUCGGACGGAUCCAAAGCAAGGAGUGUCCUUUGCAAUGACCCAGAGAUCACUCUGAUCCCACCCAACUUUCCUACAGACACCUCGAAACUGCGGAUCGAGAAGACUGCCAUCACAAGGAUCUCCAGCGAAACCUUUCACUACCUCAACAGUUUGGAAUUGCUCUGCAUGUCUUUCAACUCUCUGAACUCUUUGAAUGUAGACAGCUUCCGUGGCCUGAGAAGUCUGGAUGAGCUGAGACUGGAAGGGAACGCUCUCAUCUCUUUCCCCUGGGAAUCUCUGACUGAUAUGCCCGACCUGAGGCUACUGGACUUGCAUAAUAAUAAGAUAUCGUCGAUCCCGGCCGAGGCGGCCAUCUAUAUCAAGAACCUGACCUACCUGGACUUAUCUAGCAACAGCCUAGUCACAGUUCCUCCUGAGGUUCUCUUUACGUGGUUAUCUGUGAAACCAUCUCAAGGAGAUGGGGAAAGUUCCAAAUAUAUUCUAGGUCUCCAUGACAACCCGUGGCUGUGCGACUGCCGGCUCUAUGACGUGGUCCAGUUCCAGAAGUCUCCGUCGUCAUCCGUGACUCUGAUCGACACCAGGCUGCACUGCGCGGACCCAGAGAGCCUGUCGGGGGUGUCGUUCAGCGAGACGGAGCUCCGGAAGUGCCAGGAGCCCCGUGUCCACACGGCUGUGGCCCGGGUCAGGAGCUCCCUGGGGAACAACGUCCUGCUGCGCUGUGGGACAAUCGGAGUCCCGGUACCAGAGCUGUCCUGGACCCGGGCAGACGGCAAACAGAUGAACGGCACUGUUGAGGAAGAAGUUUCAAAGGAGGGAAUCAUUUGGUCCAUCCUGAGUGUUCGUGCUGUCUCUUACAGGGACUCUGGGAAAUACAUCUGCAAAGCGACCAACUUCCUGGGGACUGCAGAUGCCAUCAUCUCCCUAGUUAUCACAGACUCCUUAAAAAAUGAGGAACAAGGUGGCAGCUCCAAGACUAGAAAACAAAGGGGACGGAAAACCGGUGGGUUUGGGAAAGCUGCCUACCAGGAUAAACUUGUUGCAAAAUACCUACCAACCACCACGGCAGCCACGCCCAUCACCGAACCACUAGGCCCGGGCGGUUUUACAGGACAGUAUGAUAUCGAGAGCUACGAUAUCUCCAACAGCGUGGUUGACGGACAGACGCCCGGUCCUCCCAUCACGGAGACGGCGAUGCAGGAAGUGGAGAAGAAGGUCCUUAGCAACCUAGCAGCCAACGCCUCUUCUUUACAGGCGCCGGCACCACCGGAGAAACGGGUGGUGCGUUCGGUGAAGAUAAUCGGGGACACCGACCACACCGUCUCCCUGAACUGGCGGGCCCCGGCGGCCAAGAACACCACCGAGUUCAGCGUCCUGUACGCCGUGUUCGGCGAGAGGGACAUGCGGAGGAUCAACGUCGCUGCGGGAAAGAACCGGAUCACUAUUGAGGGCCUUGUGCCAAGGACAAAGUACAUCGCCUGCGUCUGCGUCAAAGGCCUGAUCCCUAAAAAGGAGCAGUGUGUAAUCUUCUCAACGGACGAGGCAGCCAGCGCAAGCGGCACCCAGAAGCUCAUUAACGUGGUGGUGAUCACCGUGGCCUGCGUGAUCGCUGUCCCCCUGACACUGAUCGUCUGCUGCGGGGCGCUCAAGAAGCGCUGCAAAAAGCUACUGGGGAGAAAAUCCAAAGAUAUCCAAGAAUCAUAUGUGACAUUCGAGACCCUAUCCCCGGGACAGAACCCUAAGGGGAUGGAGGGGGAGUACCUUGCCAGGCAACAGCCAGACGAGUCCAACAGACUGCUCUCUGCUAGGUGCAGUGUGGACUCCGAGGCCAUUUGUAGAACUGAGGGACCGCCUAACGAGUACUUUUGUUGAUACCAACUGAUGGCCUCAAGCCUUUAGAGGGCAGAGAAAGUAUGUCCUUUCCAAGCAGAACUUAAAUAUUUGAUACUAAGGUUUUGUAUGAUUUCAGCCAGUAGUUGACAAUAGCAUGAGUGAAACUGCUCAGAGACUGGACAGAAACAAAAGGCUAGUUGCAUUGACACUCUUUCCUUUGGAAAAAAAACGUGUGGUGAAUAUGUGAGUUAGAUAAAUAAAUGUUGACAUAAGUGUGAUUAUGGGAAUACAGGCAACCCUUGACCUGGUGAACUGUAAUAAAUAACAUAAGUGUGAUUAUGGGAAUACAGGCAACCCUUGACCUGGUGAACUGUAAUAAAUAAAAAAAUUAUAUAUAUAUUUUUUUCAUAAAUGAUUUCUGAUCUGCAAAGAAACAUUUUGUAUUUGUCAUGCACUUUUAAGGGCAGUAUUUAACUUUUCCAAAAUUCCCUGGUUUUACAGAAAUUCUGUGUGGAAGAUUCCCAGACUCAGAAUGGAAUAAGGAACUCUAAAUGGCCCAUUCUACUAGAAUACAUUAAGCCCAUCUUCUUAAUGACGUUUUGCAAGGAGAAAGAGGAAUGACAGUUAUUCUGGAGUUCAUCUGACAGUUAUUCUGGAGUUCAUCUGACAGUUAUUCUGGAGUUCAUCUGACAGUUAUUCUGGAGUUCAUCUGACAGUUAUUCUGGAGUUCAUCUGACAGUUAUUCUGGAGUUCAUCUGACAGUUAUUCUGGAGUUCAUCUGACAGUUAUUCUGGAGUUCAUCUGACAGUUAUUCUGGAGUUCAUCUGACAGUUAUUCUGGAGUUCAUCUGACAGUUAUUCUGGAGUUAUUAUUAUGUUAUUUGACAAAAUAAAGUAUUUGUAAAGUAUUGUUGAAGCAGAACUCAUCUCUAGUGAUAUUUUAUACUUUUUUUGUAUUUACCAUGUAUGUUAAUGUGCCAGCUUUACUGUCCAAUCAAAGCUAACGUACUAUAUAUUUUGUAAUAUGUAUCUAUGAUCUGAUGUGUAUGUAUAAAUGUAUGACUAAAUAAAAACUUUUUUUU
This is a messenger RNA of Oncorhynchus tshawytscha (Chinook salmon), 3298 nucleotides long. RefSeq names its product leucine-rich repeat, immunoglobulin-like domain and transmembrane domain-containing protein 1. The record is from RefSeq and is a predicted model, not a curated record. Gene Ontology annotation, cellular component: endoplasmic reticulum membrane. The transcript is spliced from 4 exons. The coding region runs from base 283 to 2256 and encodes 657 amino acids. NCBI's taxonomy places the organism in Eukaryota, Metazoa, Chordata, Actinopteri, Salmoniformes, Salmonidae. Gene Ontology annotation, molecular function: protein binding.